AAUAUUUUGGCGAUAUUUUUGGAGUUCGGGGUCCUGGCUAGAGAUUGAUACUUCGUCAUGAUUAAGAAUCCCUAGCAUCUAUUUCCCUUCGCUUAAGCAAUGAAUGUGUCGGCUGAUUUUGUUAUUUGGCUUAUUAUUGAAAAAAAAAAUGUAAACCAAAAUGAAAACCAUGCUCAGGAUGGCAAUCUGAAAGUCAACACUCACGCAGCAAAAAGGAUAUGAUCGAGAUUCACCGACGAGAUUGUUCACUUUUGGAGAGCUCAUCUGUGAAAUUGUGGUGGCAACCAAUGCUUCUGUGGGUAAAAACGCUCCAUCAUGCAGAGUAGAAACCACCAUGCAGCUGAAUGUUGAAUACCGUGUUGCCAGGUUGCACCUUCUCAGUUUCAGGGUGGAGGAUUAUUGAUUUCGUUAAUAGCUGCGGUCUUUCAAUUGUUCGAUUGGAAUCCGCACCUGACUAAUCUGCAGCAAAAGAUGGCGAAAACCUGAACAUGUGCACCAAUUACAACCCAAAUUGCGCAAAAGAUUUCUCAACACAGAUUGUAACUUCGUAACCUAAUGUACUUCUUCCAACACAGGCUGGAAGAGUAUUCGGCAGGACUACAACAUUUUGGGUGUCCGUGUAGACUUAUCACGACAAGCGGACCUCGAAUCCUUGAAAAAGUAGAGGAAAAACUUCACAUGUAGAAGCACAAAUUAGGACUUGAGUGAGAUAUCCACCAGUGCGCCGCGCGGAUUCGCUUACUAAAGUUGGCACCGCAGCGAUCACACCCUUGACACAAAUGAAAUUGGGUGAAGUCCGAUUGCCGCAGUCUUCAUCCUUGCAACCGUUCAAAUUCCCUUCGCAAUUCCAACGUACAAAUAAAAACCACCACUGAACUCUCCAUCUUUCGGCCCACAACUCAUGCAUUUGAACGCCACGAUCCGCAACGUCAAGACGCACGCCAAACGGCCGCGAACCCUUCUCAUUGGCAGGAUCGGAAUAAAUCCGAGGUGGCAGGGCGAUAUCGCCGAGCUGGCACAUUCUCCCGCCAUUUUCUAGCUGUGGCUGUGUGCUCUUCUGAAGCUCCGCUACUGUUGCGGCGAGGAGGAUGUUGUUGAUUUCCAUUCUUAAACCUAGUUAGGGUGGUGAAGUUUCCAAUGCUGUUUUUUUUCUUGAGUUAUUGGGAAUAGCUCGACCAGAUUAUUGAGUACAAUCUGUUGUGGGAGAUCAAUGGGGAUUUGAUACGCGAGAGCGAAAGCAUGGCAGAGGGUGAAGCUGGAGCGAUGGGGGAUCCAGAGCUCCAAUUUCCUGCGUUUCCGUUUACGCCCUAUCCUAUUCAACUGCAGUUUAUGAAUGUGGUGUAUCGCGCUCUUCAAAAGGGCGGGGUGUGCAUUGUUGAAAGCCCGACAGGGACUGGAAAGACCUUGAGUCUGAUCUGUAGUGCUCUUCAAUGGCUUCAAGACGAACACACCCUUCGUCUAGCCAACCGACCCAAAGUUGACGCUCAAUGUUUCAAAGAGGAUGAGGAACCAGAUUGGAUGAGAGAUUUUGAAGUCAACAAGGAGGAGCAGAAGCUCAAAGAAAAAGAAGAGAAGAAACAACAACGGAAAAUACAGUUGAUGAGUGCAAGUGCAAAAAAGGUGAACAGCUCGCGGUCAUUUUUUGGAGAUGUAGACGAAGACGUUGGAGCGAAACACCGAUAUGGAAAUCGCAAGAAACCGGUGAAGCCAGUUGUUGGUGCCCUCGAAGAUGACGAAUUUCUUGUGGAGGAUUACUGUAGUGAUGAUAAUGCCAAAAGUGGAGAGUCCAUGAAGCGGAAGCCAGAGAAAGAUAUUUCUAGUAGCAGCGAAGAAGAUGUGGAGGACGACGAUGAAGAGGAAGAGCCCCUGAAGGUGUUCUUUUGCAGCCGUACACAUUCCCAACUGUCUCAAUUUGUGGGGGAAUUAAAGCGCACAAAGUUUGCAACAUCCUUGCAAACUGUUUCUCUAGGAUCGCGAAAGACUUUAUGCAUUAAUCCUGAUGUGGCGAAACUGAAAAGUUCAGAACGCAUCAAUGAGCGCUGCUUAGAAUUGCACAAGGCCAAAAGCAGCGGCCAAGCAGGAUCUAAGGCUGUUAAAGACAAUCAAAUGCAGAAGAGAAAAGUGAAGAGUUCUGGCUGUCCAAUGCUCAAGAAACAACGUCUUCAGCGCCAGUUCAAAGAGAAGCUAGAGCUGUCUGGUGCCAUGGAUGUGGAGGACCUUGUUAAAUUAGGGCAAGAACUUGGAACAUGUCCUUACUACGGAUCCCGUCGUGCAGUACCGGCAGCUGAUGUAGUUGUUCUUCCGUAUCAAUCAUUGUUGCACAGUGCAACUCGUGAAACUCUUGGAGUGAAGCUCAAGGAUUGUGUAAUCAUCAUCGACGAGGCACACAAUCUCGUUGAUACUGUUAGCAAUAUUUACAGCUGUCAGGUCUCCGUUACGCAAUUAAAACAAGUAAGCUCACAGCUUUCAGAGUAUCUUGAAAAAUUUAAGAACCGUUUGGCUGAGUCGAACCGGCGGUACAUUGAGACUCUGCUUCUGCUCAUUAAGGCCUUAUUAGAUUGUCUUGCCGUGCCUCAACAAGGCGGAUCCAAGGAACGUCAAAAUGGUCGAACGGAUUCUAAAAUGCUCACCAUUAAUGAUUUCGUAUUCUCUCUGAAGAUUGACAGCAUUAAUCUACUUAAACUGCGUCAUUACAUCAAGGAGAGCAACAUAGUGCACAAGGUGAGCAGCUACGGUGAGAAACUCACUCUGGAACAAACGGUAUCAACUUCGCAGUCAAGAAGUGGUGUUCCAAAAGGGUCAGUUCCUCAAAGCAAUAAUGCCUUAACUGGCUUCCAUGCUUUGGCAGAUUUCGUGCUUGCCCUCACAAAUGCCGACAAGGACGGCCGUGUGCUCGUUGUGCCCAGCGUUGGAAAAGGCCUAGAGUUGUGGGAUGGACAUCUUAAGUUUAUCAUGCUGAAUGCCACGAAACACUUCACUGAGAUCGUUGAGGAAGCCAGAACUGUAAUAUUAGCAGGAGGAACUCUACAACCUAUUUCUGAGCUCCGCGAUCGGCUCUUUCCCCAAUUGCCACAUGAGAAGGUUCACCUAUUUUCAUGUGGCCACAUCGUACCUCGCGAAAGUAUUCUGCCGAUUGCUAUUGCAAAAGGACCGGGGGGUCAUACAUUUGACUUCACGUACCAGUCUCGUAGUUGCCAGACCACGAUAGAGGAGUUGGGACGCUUGAUCAACAACGUUUCAUCCAUAGUCCCAGAGGGUAUUGUAGUUUUUUUCCCAUCUUUCGAGUACGAGAGUCAGGUACAUGCAACCUGGACAGAUAAAGGCAUACUGGCUUCCAUCCAGAUGAAAAAACACGUGUAUCGAGAGCCUCGGAGUGCUUCUGAAGUUGAAGACGUUUUACAAAAGUACAGAAACAGCAUUACCAAGACCUCAGAUAAAGCCGACAUAACCACAGAGAAUCGAAGGGGAGCCUUGCUUUUAUGUGUCGUAGGAGGGAAGAUGUCCGAAGGCAUCAACUUUAGUGAUGGGAUGGGUCGUUGCGUUGUGAUGGUUGGUCUACCAUAUCCCAAUCCAUCUGAUCCGGAGCUUAUUGAAAGGAUAAGGUAUAUUGAGCAGCUUUCAGCAGCCGAGGCUGGUGUGGGAAACGACGGGGCUGCUUUGAACGGCAAUAAUGUACUGCAACGAUGUGGGCAACGAGGAAGAGAAUACUACGAAAAUCUUUGUAUGAAAGCUGUUAAUCAGUCCAUAGGGAGGGCGAUCAGGCAUAUCGGAGAUUAUGCAGCAAUUUUGCUUGUUGAUGUACGUUAUACAUCGACAUCUGGACCUCCAGGACCUAACGCCAAACCAUCGGGACCAGCUUCCAAGCUGCCAGAUUGGAUCUUGGAAAGACUAGUCCCUGUAACAUCAAGUUUCGGAGAAGUUAUUAAGCUACUGCACAAGUUCUUUAAGCAUAAUCAACAGCGGACUCAAGGAAAUUAAACUUCACAUGGCCGCUCGUUGCACAGAUACUCGCACAAAAUGCACAUGCUCAGAACUUUUCCUGAGAACAGAUGGAUACACAAAUUGUUUAAAUUCCCAAGCGGUUCAGGUUUCUUCACCCCGAAACUGGUGUAUGGACUAUCCAGCUUCUCAUCAUCCAAGCAGGGAUUAAUUUGCUUCCCCUUUCUUUUUGAGCUUUCGUCAAAAGUGUUGCAUACACAACUUGAAAAUUGACUCAGAAUCAUUCUACGUACUGAUUUGUAUGUUUCUGACCAUUCUGAUGAGUGACUGAUUCUGCCUGGUUAACAUCCUGUAGCCUUAAUACAGCCAAGGCCGAACUGUGGGUCAGUAGUAAACUGGCGAAUCUAUAGGGAAUAGAAUCUCUCUUUUCCAUCGAAGGGUUCUUUUUAGCUGAGUUGGAAACCACAAAGCCUACAAUAUAAUAUAGUUGCUGUUUGAUACAUUGCUGUCCUUGUCUGUUUGUCAGCUUAAAUAGUGGGCCCAAUGCCUGUCUUUAUAUGACAGGUUCAGAUCUGGGGCUCAUUUAGAUAUGUCAUAUCUGACAGUGGCCAUCAAAUUCAGAUAUAGCUAGCUUUGACGGUGGCCUCAAUAACUAUGUAGGUGGACAUCAAAACAUAUAUUUUUACCACGUUUGUCUUUAUUCAUUCUUUUCUAACGAA
Physcomitrium patens is the source of this 4658-nucleotide messenger RNA. RefSeq lists its product as uncharacterized. Gene Ontology annotation, cellular component: nucleus. Gene Ontology annotation, molecular function: DNA helicase activity; hydrolase activity, acting on acid anhydrides, in phosphorus-containing anhydrides; DNA binding. The record is from RefSeq and is a predicted model, not a curated record. Gene Ontology annotation, biological process: nucleobase-containing compound metabolic process; establishment of sister chromatid cohesion. NCBI's taxonomy places the organism in Eukaryota, Viridiplantae, Streptophyta, Bryopsida, Funariales, Funariaceae.